This is a messenger RNA of Rhizophagus irregularis DAOM 181602=DAOM 197198, 720 nucleotides long. RefSeq lists its product as uncharacterized. Gene Ontology annotation, cellular component: cytoplasm; prefoldin complex. Gene Ontology annotation, biological process: protein folding. Lineage: Eukaryota; Fungi; Glomeromycota; Glomeromycetes; Glomerales; Glomeraceae. The record is from RefSeq and is a predicted model, not a curated record.
CUGAGAGUUUUCUCUCUAAGAAAAAUUUUAAUUUGUAAUUCAACAUGAGAAUGCUUAAUCAAGACGAAGAAGCUGAUGUAGAAGUAACAUGGGAAGAUCAACAAAAAAUAAAUUCUUUUAGUAAAUUAAAUGCAAAAUAUUCUGAUUUCGAAUUAAAUUAUGAAUCAAAAAAGCAAGAAAAAGAAUAUCUUGAUGAUUUGACUGAAGAACUUGAAUUAGCUGACGAAGAUGAUCGUAUCAAAUAUAAAAUAGGAGAAGCAUUUAUUAGUAUUUCAGUAGAACAAGCUCAACAACGUAUAGAAAAAGAUAAAGAGAUUUUAAUACAAGAAUUAGAACAAAUUCAAAAUGAAAUGAAUAGUAUAAAUGAACAAAUGUCUCAAUUAAAAGUUCAUUUAUAUGGGAAAUUUGGUAAAGCCAUUAAUUUAGAAAAAGAAUAAAUAUAAAUAAGUAUAAAAAGAUGAAUUUAGCAUCAAUAAUUUUUGAUAAUAUAAAGGUAGAAUUGAGUAAAGUGAAUAUAGGUGGGAUGGAUAUGAAUUAUAAUGGAGUUGCAUUCUUUUUGUAUAAUAAUAAUUUUAUGACAAUAAAUUUAAUAAAUUCAAACUUCAAUAAUUUAUAAUAAUUUUUGAUAAUAAGGUAGCAUUGAAGUAGGAUGGGUAUGAAAUAUAGGUGUGAUGGAUAUGUAGUUGCAUUCUUUUGUAGUUGCAUUCUUUUUGUAUAAUA